Telopea speciosissima is the source of this 594-nucleotide messenger RNA. RefSeq lists its product as uncharacterized. The record is from RefSeq and is a predicted model, not a curated record. The transcript has a single exon. Gene Ontology annotation, molecular function: RNA-DNA hybrid ribonuclease activity; nucleic acid binding. NCBI's taxonomy places the organism in Eukaryota, Viridiplantae, Streptophyta, Magnoliopsida, Proteales, Proteaceae. The coding region runs from base 1 to 594 and encodes 197 amino acids.
AUGGAAGAUCUUUUCCCGGAUGAAGACUUAGCGUGCAUGGAAGAAGAAGAAUGCAAAGACUGGUGGCAGUUGUAUUUUGAUGGCUCAGCCAAUCAAAGGGGAUACAGGGCCAGAAUAUUGCUGAUAAUCCUAGAAGAUCUUUACCUCCCUUCUGCUUUUCGAUUAGAAUUCCCAUGUACCAACAACAUUGCAGAGUACGAAGCAUGUGUGAUUGGCCUGGAGGCCGCCAUAGCAUUGGAAAUCAAGAAGUUAAAAGUUUAUGGGGAUUUGUCAAUCAUAAUCUGUCAAACUCAAGGGAAAUGGAAAAUGAAAGAUGAAAAGCUGAAACCCUAUCAGGAACACUUGGAACGGAUAAUCAAGAAUUUUGAAGAAAUCACAUUCAAAUAUUUGCCAAGAGUCAACAACAGAUUUGCAGACGCUUUAGCCACCCUCACCUUAAUGGUUGAAUGCAGCUCAGAUACCCGGAUCCGACCAUUGCUGGUAGACAAAAGAUGUGAACCGGCAUAUGAAGAAUCAGUGAAGGUCCUGAUAGCCGAUGGAAAAAUAUGGUUCGCACCCAUAAUUGACUUCAUCAGAGAAAGGAGGCAUCCUUAA